Molecule: messenger RNA, 3901 nt
Organism: Synchiropus splendidus (mandarinfish)
Lineage: Eukaryota; Metazoa; Chordata; Actinopteri; Syngnathiformes; Callionymidae
Product: kelch repeat and BTB domain-containing protein 11
Exons: 2
Coding region: 380-2050 (556 amino acids)
Molecular function (GO): protein binding
Source: RefSeq, a predicted model, not a curated record
AAAAAAAAAAAAAAUCCUGCAGCUGACAGGUUGGACAGCCACUGGUCCCGCUGCCCACGCUGGACUCCUCCAGAACCGCGCUGAGGAGGAGGGGGUUCCGGACCUGGGCUUGUCUCACUCAGCGGACCUGAGGAGACGGCUGGUUCACGCACCACACUCCUGUCUGCCACGGAGAUCUGGGAGCCACCUCAAGGUUCCGAGGAGAAACAGGACGGAUCCAUUAAACGGCUCGGUGUCAUCGGCAGAAGCAGGUCCGGAUCGUCGGUGAGGGGCUGGUCGAUGCACUGCAACUGCGCCUCUGUGGCGCGUUUGGUCAGGUGAAUCGCGCUCUCUAGUCUCCGCUCAACAUGCCCCGUGAGCAGCAGACCCACUGACCAGGAUGAGCGAGGGGCAGAGAGGAGGGGGGGUGACUGCGGCCCACACUGACGGAAGUCAUGUGUCUGGAUUCCUCCAGGACGACCCUGUCUUUGAGAAGGAGUACCUGCUGGACGGACGGCUGAUGGCAAACUGCCGCGUCGGUCCUGCGACUGGAAACGGCUCAGCUAAAAGUGACCUGCUCCCUGGUGCUGACGCAGGUGCUGAGCGGCACUGUAGCCAGAUCCACAAUGGCGCCAGACCCAAGCAAGAAAACCAUCAGUCGUCGCAAAAGAAAGCGGCGCCGGACUUGGUCAUCGAGGUGGGCGGUCAGACCAUCAACGCUCACAAGUCCGUUCUGGCCGAGAAGAGCGACUACUUCAAGGCCCGGGUCUCUCGAGACAUCCUCAAGGUCAAGGGGGUCAGCUACAAGACCCUGUCCACUUUGAUCGACUAUAUCUACAACGGCAGCAUGAACGUUUCCAAGGACAACGUGGUGGAGGUCAUCACGGGGGCGAAGAUCCUCCAGAUCCCCUGCGCGGUGCAGGUGGCCAUGGAGCGCAUGUCGGAGCAGGUCACGGCCGAUAACUGCUACGAGAUCUUAACCAUUGCGAAGAAGCAGCGACUGAACGAGUUGAAGGAAACGGCUUAUGGGUUCAUGAGCGACAACUUCCUGCAGGUGCUCAAGGACCCGGCGGUGUACGGUCGCCUGACGGGGUCGGAGCGCGAUCUUAUCCUGAAGAAAAGAAUGGAGGGGAGAAAGACCCUCAUGGCGGCCGAGAUCAACGACGUGUUUGAUCGCGUCGGGAGUCGGCCGCCGAGUCGCUGCAGCAGCCGACCCCAGAGCCCCUUGUCGGUGGGCUCCCUGGAGGAGAACCACAUGAUUUACUGCUUCAGUGAGACAGAGAACGACUGGCGGGCUCUGACAGCGAUGCCCGAGGACGUCAACACGAAAGGCUGUGGAAUCUGCACCAUGUUCAACUACCUGUUUGUUGCUGGUGGGAUUAAAGGUCACGGGGAGAAGGGGAAAGUCUCCGACAAGGUCUUCUGCUAUAACCCUAUAACCAACCGCUGGUCUGAGAUCCGAGCCAUGAGCCAGGCCCGGGCGCAGCUCAAGCUGGUGUCCAUGGAUGGGUACCUGUAUGCCAUCGGUGGGGAGUGUCUCUUCACCGUGGAGAAGUACGACCCUCGUAUGGACCGCUGGACCUCAGUGGCCCCUUUGCCCAAAGGAGCCUUCGCUGUCGCUCAUGAGGCGACGACAUGCAGCGGAGAACUCUACGUGUCGGGCGGCUCCCUCUUCUACCGGCUUCUCAGGUACGACCUGAAGCGGGACGAGUGGCAGGAGUGCCCGUACAACAACAGCAGGAAGAAAUCCACCGACAUGGUGGCGCUGAAGAGCUUCCUCUACCGCUUCGACGUGAGCCGCGAGCAGGGCAUCACCGUCUUCAAGUACAACACCAUCGUGAAAAUGUGGCACGACUGCGCCUCCCAGAGGCUCGGGAGUUCCCUCCCCUUCCGCUGCGUGGUGAUGGACAACUGCAUCUACUGCGUGAACAAAAGCCAGACUCUGGUGUUCGUGGUGGAGGAGGACGGCGCCUACUUCGUGGAGGAGCCGCUGAAGGCUCCUGUGGAAGCUAAAGGAGUUCUCUUCCCCUUCGUGCUCACGCUGCGUGAGAAGGCUGAGAAGGUCACAUAAGAGUUGGACUCGGUUCCCGCUGUUCGCUUUGGAUCUCAUCGCCUGUUUACAAUGGAAUGUGUUUGCAUGUGUAACAGGAUUAAGCCUUAAAAAAACUGCUGACUUCACAAAAACUUGCUCAGUCCCUUCAGGAUUUUGCUGCAGUACUGAAGAGCUAGACUAUAGAGGCAGAAUCGGUCUGCAGUCCAGUCCACCAUCCCUUAACUUGCAAACAGAACCAAGAGCGCCACCAGGUACAGUUAAGAAACACAGUCAGAAAGGUCCCUCUGAGCGGUUCCCCAAGUUCAUUUGCACAUUUUAUCUGCACAAGGUGAAGAUGCCUUGCUGUUUAACUGUUUAUCUUACUAUAAACGUAACUGCAGUAAAACUGUAGCUGUUAUACAAUUUAAAUUCAAGUCGACUUCCUCUCUGCGCACUGAAUCAUGGAAUGACAGCGAAAUCUUGAGGCGACUGACUUGUGAGUGGUGAACCUCCAGUGUUGUGGUGUACUUUUCCACGCCAACAUGACAAGGACCUGACCGGUGUUGCGGCUGUUAGAAAGUGCCCGCUUUGCGCCCCAGAAGAAGGCGUCCAUGCAGAGCAGCGUCGCUGACUUCAGUCUCCCACAGUGUUUCUGGGGGAACUCGUUCUGAGGGCCUCCUCCCACUUGAACACCUCACUAGAGAGGCAUCCAAGAGACAUCCUGACAAGAUGCCAGAGCCAUCGCAAAGGGCUUCUUUACUAUGAGUCUCUCCUUCAGUAAGAAAAAACUCAUUUGUAUCCCUGAUUUUUUUCGGUCUCUAGAUACUGUCUUUUGGCUCAGCUCUUUCUUUGACCGAUCUGUCCUUCCAUCUCUGUCCUUCCCUCACUUGUGAACAAGAUACUUCUCCACCUAGUGGACGAUCUCGGGCAUUAUAUUUUGCUCUAACAAAUGAUCUAUGCGACAACCAAAAUUCCCGACCUUACUGUCUUACUGACCUAAUUCUGUCACAUAAUCUAAUCUAAUCUGAUCUAAUCUAAUCUGAACUGUCAGGUGGGUGUGCUGCGGUGCUGUGGACAGCUGUUAAAAGUGCUUUCAGCUUUCACGUUCCAGCAGACAUCUUUCUUACUGUGCAACGUGGACAGUCUUCCUCAGCCUAUUUUUUUUAAAAGAGAAAGAUGUGGUGUCUCCCUGAUAGAAACUCUUCACUGGAGGGUUUCCAAAUGAUAAACCACAAACAUAUGAACCUUCGGAUCUUUGGCAAAUCGUGGCUACAAAUUUAGAGAAGCAUCACAAUCUGAAGCACAACAAGGUUUGGAGAUAAAAGCACAAUAACAAAGGUCCUAUUUGAAGCAUUUACCAAAGAUUUAAAGACAAAUGCCCCCAAUUUCUGUGAGAAAUGACUCAAUAUUUAACUUCAGAUCGGCUUUAAAAACCCUCCACAACUCCUGCUGUCAUGUUCUCUGAUGCUGUUAUUCGCUGCUGUUGUCAUAGUGAGAGAUUUAGAAAGGAGCUGAUGCUUUUCAUAAGAUUUGUAACGCAGUUCAGUUUUGUAUGGGGCUUUGGAUCUGCUGCUGUGAUGGACAGUGAAGUGAACGCUUUUAUUAUGCAAGUACAUGGAUGUGGGGAAUUCAAGCUGUUGGAUAACGUUUGAAAACAAGUGCUAUGAAUAAAAUAUUUUGUGUCCAAUAAGGGCGUUUUGCUUGACUCGCUUCAAGAAAUUGAGAAACACUGCCAUCUUGUGGAGAGGAAGUAUAACUACAGUCUGACGCCACGCCGUUUUCUGCUAAUAAAAAAGACACUAUCUAUUAUCUACGAAUCAAGCUUUGAAUUGGUGAUAUUUACGAUAAAGAAAAAACAUUAUUGGAAGUUCCGGAACUUAUUAACAAGUC